AUGUUUAUACAGUGUAAAUAUAUUUUAAUAUAUGAUAUAAUUAUUGUGUUGCUUUUAUAUUCUAAUAUAAUAUAUGCAACAAAUGCAAAAAAUGUAACAAAAUUUGCUGGCAUUGUGGAAAAUAUUACAGUGUACGUUUUAGAAGACGAAAGUUAUUUCAAAAGCAAUAGUAUACUAAAACCAUUGAAAUUGAAUGUAUCUUGGACGCCACCAAAUGGAAAAAAAGAACCUUCUUCAUACAGUGUUAUGGUUACAAGUAUGCUAAAAGAAACUCAUGUAAAUACGGAAUGUACGAAAGGUUCCGCGUUCUACAAUGUGCAAAAUAAAAGUCGAUUUAGCAUAUUAGUACCACCAGAUAAAUUACUGAAUGAUAUAUCGGAUUUACAAAUACAUCCAAAUUGUACGUAUAAAAUCCAAGUGUAUGCCAAUCCGAGAAUUAAACCUUUAGAAAAGUUACCACAGGUCAUCUAUAGAGUUCCAGAAUGUAUAGGACAUAAAUGCAGUUGCGCGGAUGCAAAAUCUAUUUUGCCUAUUCCAAAGUGGCUAUUACUUGCUGGUAUUGUCAUUUGUGUUAUACUAGGCUUUAUUAGCAUUAAAUCAAUAUAUAAUAAAAAUGAGUAUCAGCUUGUAUUUCCUUUCAAACGGAGACCAACAGUAUCUGAUCCUUCUGCUUGUAAGCUGGCUCAAUGGCCAGAUCUAGUUUUUCAGAGACGUAAUAACGAUGUAUACAACGAACAAAAAUCUGAGGAAACACGUUACAAAGCUCAGAAAGAUGAAUUUGAAGUACCGUACAAAAAUAUAAAUUUUAUAUACGAAUUAGGAAAAGGACAAUUUGGUAAAGUAUAUCUAGGUAGCUUAAACAACAAUAAGAACACAUUAAUAGCUGUUAAAGUGUCACAAUGUACUGAUGCAUGCAACGAACUUGAAGCCAGACAUCAAUUACUGGAAGAAAUUAAAAUAAUGAAGGCAGCUGGUUCUCAUACACAUUUAGUGAGCUUUAUAGGUUGCUGUACUUUACCUAAUAAUCCUAUAUGCAUACUUUUAGAAUAUAUGGAAGGUGGAGAUUUGCUUGCAUAUCUACAUUACAGAAGAAAUAUUAAAUCAGAUGAUAUACUUUUGUAUAGUUUGGAAAAGGCUGUAUCUAAAUAUGCGAAUAUUAUUGAAAGAAACAAAAAUGAUAAUGAAAAUUUGUAUGAUAUAAUUGAAAAUCAACAAUUUAUAAACUUUGCGCUUGAUAUUGCAAAAGGAAUGAAAUAUUUAGAAGCGAAAGGAAUUGUACAUAGAGAUUUGGCAGCAAGAAAUAUCCUCCUUACUUCAGAUCUAACACUAAAGAUUUCUGAUUUUGGUUUGUCACGAAAUGGAAUAUACGUAAUAAAUAAUAUGGCUGGCAAAAUUCGUCAACUCCCAAUACGUUGGAUGUCACCAGAAUCUAUAUGUGAUCAUACUUUUUCUUCUAAAAGUGAUGUAUGGUCAUUUGGCGUUGUACUCUGGGAAAUUGGAACUCUAGGUUCUUUUCCAUAUGCUAAUAUACAAGAUAACGAGUUAUUGGAUUAUUUAACUCAGGACAAAUGUCGUCUGACAUGUCCUAAUACGGUUUCUCACAGUAUAUAUAAAGUUAUGUGUUCUUGUUGGAAUACGAUUCCGCAAGGUAGACCUAGUUUUGCACAACUUGUUUUAGAUUUGCAGAUAUUAAACAAAUCUUUAAAAUGUAUGCAUAAUACAAGCAAUCCUUGUUAUACAUUGCUAUCAUAUUAA
This is a messenger RNA of Cyphomyrmex costatus, 1755 nucleotides long. RefSeq names its product fibroblast growth factor receptor 1. NCBI's taxonomy places the organism in Eukaryota, Metazoa, Arthropoda, Insecta, Hymenoptera, Formicidae. The transcript is spliced from 7 exons. Gene Ontology annotation, cellular component: signaling receptor complex; plasma membrane. Gene Ontology annotation, molecular function: transmembrane receptor protein tyrosine kinase activity; ATP binding. Bases 1 to 1755 code for a protein of 584 amino acids. Gene Ontology annotation, biological process: multicellular organism development; protein phosphorylation; cell surface receptor protein tyrosine kinase signaling pathway. The record is from RefSeq and is a predicted model, not a curated record.